Molecule: messenger RNA, 408 nt
Organism: Sordaria macrospora k-hell
Lineage: Eukaryota; Fungi; Ascomycota; Sordariomycetes; Sordariales; Sordariaceae
Biological process (GO): nucleotide metabolic process
Molecular function (GO): catalytic activity
Source: RefSeq, a predicted model, not a curated record
AUGCAAGUAACCAGAUUACUGUUGCAAGCAAGCAAGAAAAUGGCUUCUGACGCGAACUGCAUUUUUUGCAAGAUUGUCAAGGGUGAAAUCCCCUGCUACAAGCUUGUCGAGACCGAAAAGACUCUUGCCUUUCUCGACAUCCAGCCUCUUUCCCGUGGUCAUGCUCUCGUAAUCCCCAAACACCACGGCGAGAAGUUGACCGACAUCCCCGACGACUCCCUGACGGAGCUGCUGCCCAUCGCCAAGAAGCUGGCCUUGGCCUCUGGCGCCGCCAACUACAACAUCUUGCAGAACAACGGCAAGCUGGCGCACCAGGAGGUCGGCCCACGUGCACGUGCACAUGAUCCCCAAGCCGAACGAGAAGGAAGGGCUGGGUGUGGGCUGGCCGCAGAUGGAGACGGAUCAUGA